AUGGCCAUUGGCAAAUUCGUGGGCGGCUACGUCUUCCAUUCGCAGGCCCUGAUCGCCGAUGCAUACCAUGCCCUUACUGAUCUCGUGUCGGAUUUCCUGACGUUGGGGACGGUGGCCUGGUCGCUCAAACCCCCGACCGAGCGGUUCCCGAACGGCUACGGGAAGAUCGAGAGUAUCGGCGCGCUGGGCGUGAGCGGAUUGUUGCUUUGCGGUGGAGUUUUCAUGGGCUUGAAUUCCGGGCAGGUCUUGUUGGAUCAAUUUUACCCUGAAGCCGCCCACGUAAUCUCCCACCUGGGAGUUGCGGGACAUGGGCAUUCGCACAGUCACGGAGUCGAGGUUCUCGGGCCUAGCAUUCACGCCGCGUGGCUGGCUGCCGGGUCUAUCGUUGUGAAAGAAUGGCUUUACCACGCCACGAUGAAAGUUGCCAACGAACGGAAAUCGUCGGUCCUGGCCUCGAACGCAGUCCACCACCGCAUCGACUCGCUCACGAGUAUCGUCGCCUUGUUCACCAUCGGCGGAACCUAUUUCUUCCAGAACGCUUCGUGGCUCGACCCCGUGGGCGGACUGCUUAUCUCGCUGAUGGUCAUUAAAGCCGGAUGGGGGAACACUGCCACGUCGCUGCUGGAGUUGGCCGACACCGCCGUCGACGAGGACAUCAAGGAAUCCGUGUCCAAGGCGGCGUCCAAGAUGCUGGCUAAAAUGAAGGACGGCGACGCGAUCAAGGUGCGCGAUGUCCAGGGUAUGAAAUCGGGACAGAACUAUCUGAUGGACGUGGAACUGGCGGUGCCUGGCGCAUGGCCGAUCAGCCGUUCGCGGGAGAUCGAGGAGGCGGUCCGAGCGGCCAUCGGCACGGGCGUCCGCGGCGUCAAGCGAGUCAAGGUUCGCUUUGUGCCUUUGGAGUACGAGGAGUUGACCUUCUCGGAGGAAUUUAUUACGUCAGAUGUUUCCUCGCAAGCCAACCCCGAACCCAAGGAGGAGGACGUGGAGGCGGAAUGCGAGGCGCAUGCGCACCACGAGCAUGGACAUGAGCACGAGCAUGAGCAUAAGCAUGAACACUCCGCCCGCAAGAGACGUUAA
Messenger RNA from Aspergillus melleus, 1077 nucleotides. It is a transcript of the gene MMT2, whose product is annotated as cation diffusion facilitator family transporter. Gene Ontology annotation, molecular function: monoatomic cation transmembrane transporter activity. The transcript is spliced from 2 exons. Gene Ontology annotation, biological process: transmembrane transport; monoatomic cation transport. The coding region runs from base 1 to 1077 and encodes 358 amino acids. The record is from RefSeq and is a predicted model, not a curated record. NCBI's taxonomy places the organism in Eukaryota, Fungi, Ascomycota, Eurotiomycetes, Eurotiales, Aspergillaceae. Gene Ontology annotation, cellular component: membrane.